Neospora caninum is the source of this 612-nucleotide messenger RNA. RefSeq lists its product as hypothetical. The record is from RefSeq and is a predicted model, not a curated record. Lineage: Eukaryota; Apicomplexa; Conoidasida; Eucoccidiorida; Sarcocystidae. The transcript is spliced from 4 exons. Bases 1 to 612 code for a protein of 203 amino acids.
AUGGCGUUUUUUUCCUGCUGCAAUUGUGACCCAGAGGCAGAGGAGGAAACACAGGUCAAUUUGGAGACCGAUCGGCCCAGUAGCGAGGCCAGCAAUGACGGACAGCCUCUGACACCGGAACAGAAGCAAAGAGAGAAGGAGCGACUUCAAGCACUAGUGAAGGCGUUUGCGAAGGCCGCCGUGGCGGGAGCAAGCUGCUACUUCAUCGACGUAUCAUCUCAGCAAAAGAUCCCCGCGACGUACAUACUCGAUAAAUCGCUGAAAAUGUUGACGGUGGCCUUCUCAAGUGGCGUAGAACAUUCCUUUAAUCUCUCCUCACUGCAAGAUGUCUACUCUUACGAAGACUUACUCCAUUCUGAGAGCACGGCGAGCCUUGCACAGGAGCCAGGAAUCGCUAAUCUUUCUGACAGCGACAAGCGAAAGUUAAUCAUGCUUGAGUACUUGGAUGCUUCACAUCGAAGACUAAAUCGUUUGUUUCUCAUGGAAACGGGAGAUGAUGAGAUGAGGGACCGGUUUCUCACUUGCAUGCGAAUUCUCAAGCUGUACUCUCUUACUCCAGCUCAGAAUGCAACUGGUAGCACAGCUGACCAAGCGAAUUGUUCAAGGGAAUAG